Drosophila navojoa is the source of this 915-nucleotide messenger RNA. RefSeq lists its product as uncharacterized. Lineage: Eukaryota; Metazoa; Arthropoda; Insecta; Diptera; Drosophilidae. The record is from RefSeq and is a predicted model, not a curated record.
UGGAACUCCAACUGGAACUGGAGCUGCGGCCGAGAGCAAGGCGAAGGCUAAGGCUGAAUUGGCUCAAAAGUUUUUUGCUAUAAAUGCGACGGUCGACUAGAGUCAAGCCAUCAAACAGCCCAAGCAACUUUUAAUUGCCAGACGCCGUUAGCCCCAACAAAAAACGUAAACAACAAGAAAAUGAAAUUCUUCUCGCUUGGAUCCGUGCUCACCCUCUCCGCCGUGGCCAGCGCCGCCUUGGCCGCACCCCAGGGCGCUGCUCGUCUGCGCCGCGAUCUCUCCGAGCUGGCGCUGGAUGCCGCCGCCAUGGAGUACGUGCCGCCGGCAACGGAGUAUCUGCCCGCCGAUGCCACGGAGGAGCCGAGCGCCGUGCGGGGCGAGCAGGGCUACGAAUAUCGCACGGUGCGUCGCCUCAAGCUGCGCCAUCGAAACCGCCGCGACGUCUCCCAUUUGCCCAUUGGCCAGCAGUACUUGCCGCCGCCCAGCAACAGGUAUCUGCCACCCGCUCCUGCUGCAGCCGAUGACACCGAGGAGGUUGUCUCCGCUGCACAGCCCAAGGUGGCCAACGAAUAUCUGCCGCCAGCCGUCGAGGAGCAGCCAGCCAGCACUGAGGCGCCCACGGCCCCGGAAACCGAAGCGCCGGCAGCUGAGGCCCAGCCCUUGGUCGAGGACCAAAUCGUCGUCGAUGUGCCCACGGCCGAGCUACGUGACGAUGGCUAUCACUACAAGCAGCCCGAGGAGAUGCCCGCCGAGCUGAAGGAGGCUGCCAAGGAGUACUUGCCGCCGCUCGACGAUGGGGUCGUCGUCGAGGGCCCAGCCGACGGCGAGAGCUCUGUCCUGACCAAGGAUGGCUAUCAAUAUCGCGCCAUUCGCCGUUACAGAUUUUAGUUGCGCCUUGCCAGCAAUUUAGCAUUU